AUGAAAUUCUUUUAGAAAUUGGUGAUGAAACUUUUUUAUUACUUAAAAGUAAUGUUCCUGUCUCGGAUAUAAUUGGAUUUACUUUUGUAAUUUAUCAAGUAAAAAGAAAUAAAAAUUGAGGAAUAACUAGAUGAAUAGCAAUAGAAACAAAUUCUAAUAAUUGAUGAUAUUCAUUAUGAUAUUCAUGUCCCAUAUAUGAUGAUUUGA
Paramecium sonneborni is the source of this 207-nucleotide messenger RNA. Lineage: Eukaryota; Ciliophora; Oligohymenophorea; Peniculida; Parameciidae. The record is from the annotation of a GenBank genome assembly.